Eremomyces bilateralis CBS 781.70 is the source of this 768-nucleotide messenger RNA. RefSeq lists its product as uncharacterized. The coding region runs from base 253 to 582 and encodes 109 amino acids. Lineage: Eukaryota; Fungi; Ascomycota; Dothideomycetes; Eremomycetales; Eremomycetaceae. The record is from RefSeq and is a predicted model, not a curated record. The transcript has a single exon.
UGGGUAAGGUUUACCGUUGAGGCUAUCAGUGGGCCAUCGUCGAACUCGUCCACAGGCAUCCCCGAAACGCAAACGACAGAAUUAGGGAUGUAAGUAAGAUAGGAUAGAAAAGAAGAGAGACCGUUUUACAUAUUAGGGAUCAUGUUUGUUCGAUUGUAUUGACCACUGUUUGCUACCAACGUAGAAUAAGAAACUGGUAUAACGCGAUCAUUCCCAGCAAGUGGUAUCUGACCUCUCAAACCCAGCCCCUGAAUGGAUUCAGGUUCCUCCGUCCUGUUAUUCCACCAUCGUCAGAUUUUGACAGAGGCGGAAGCGUGCGAGAUUUGGAGAAAGCAUCGGCAUCCCAAUAUUGCACAAUACCUAGUCAGUGUUGUUCGGGACGGUCGGAUCAUAAGGCUUGGUUCGGUCAAAGAUCCGACGACUCUCUCGCAGAUGUUAAAUGAUGGGAUGUCGUUUAACAGGAGUGCUUGUCUGCAGGGGAUUCAGGCUGGUACAAGUCAUAUGCAUAAUUUGGGACUUGGUCAUAACGAUUUUCGACCCAUCAAACAUCGUGAUAGAUGGAGAUACUCCGGCAAUUAUUGACUUUGAUUCAUGAAAGCGAGGAGGGUACGAACUGGGUUCGAAAGUCGGUUUCCAUGGGUGGGCUCUGGAUGGUGAAAAACACGCGACGCGAGAGAAUGAUCUUUACAGCCCGUCUAAGAUACAACAGGCCCAGACCAAAGUGAGUUGAUUCCAGGUGGUUCGAAAAAGGAAAGACCUCAUGAGAAG